Messenger RNA from Macroventuria anomochaeta, 1850 nucleotides. Its product is annotated as TFIIH basal transcription factor complex, subunit SSL1. Gene Ontology annotation, molecular function: zinc ion binding. Lineage: Eukaryota; Fungi; Ascomycota; Dothideomycetes; Pleosporales; Didymellaceae. Bases 326 to 1834 code for a protein of 502 amino acids. Gene Ontology annotation, biological process: nucleotide-excision repair; regulation of transcription by RNA polymerase II; DNA-templated transcription. The record is from RefSeq and is a predicted model, not a curated record. The transcript has a single exon. Gene Ontology annotation, cellular component: transcription factor TFIIH core complex; transcription factor TFIIH holo complex.
GGCUGGGACCUGACACAACUUAGUGAGACCUCCGCUGAACUCACCUCGCGUCGAGAACGCGCCGUUCAACUUCACCAUAGCAGAAUAACUUGGAAGUUUGCAAAUAAAAGCUCACAACGUCAUCUUCCAUUGUUCAUCUUCGCGCACUUCCCUUCGCCAUAGCAGGACCCCACAUACUUACUCCGGCACCCAUACUCUAGCUGCAGUAUACGGCAUACGCUCGUCAGCUAUCCAAACGCGACUCUAGGCGCAAACAUAGCGUACCGGUACCGCAGGCGGUCGCUGCUCUCACCACCAUAGCCGCUCACGAGCGCACCCACAAGCCAUGGCCGACUCGGACUAUUCCUACGAUGGCGAUGAAGUUUCCGGCGACGAAUACGUUGGCCCCCGAGCCAGUUCAAGCAGGCCAACACAGCCAGCAGGCGGUGGAAGGCAAACAGCAAAGGAGGCUGCACCAAAGCCGGCGCGCAAAGCAUGGGAAACCGAGUACUCGCGGACAGUCGAGAAGACCAUAGUACCCGUCAACGACGAGGACAUAGGGCAGAGCGUUCAAGAACGAGAGGAGGAACGCAAGCGCAAACGGUUACGCAAAGACACAAAGCCCUUCCAAAGAGGCAUAAUACGGCACGUCGUUCUGGUACUGGACCUGUCAGAAGCCAUGAUGGAGAAGGACAUGCGACCGAAUCGCUUCUACACGAUGAUCAACUACGCACAGGAUUACGUCCGCGAAUUCUUCGAGCAGAAUCCCAUCUCUCAGAUGAGCGUCCUCGGCAUGCACGAUGGCAUAUGCAUACGAGUCUCCGAGCUUUCAGGCAACCCAGCAGAGCACGCAGCAGCAAUCUUGGGCCUGCGAAGCAAAGAGACGGGCAAGGAGCCCAAGGGUGCACCCAGUCUCCAAAAUGCUCUCGAACUCGCGCGCGCAACACUAUACCACACACCGAAUCACGGUACACGGGAAGUCAUUGUAGUCUUUGGUUCCCUCCUCUCUCUCGACCCCGGCGACAUCCAUCAAACUGUCAAAGCAUGCGUGCGCGAUCGCAUAAGAGUGAGCAUAAUAGGUAUGGGCGCACGCCUCAAGAUCUGUCAGGAAAUCGUAACGCGGACGAAUGCUGGAGACGAGAGCGAAUACACAAUCGCGACCGACCAGGAGAUGCUCAAAGAGCUCCUCAUCGCAACCACUACACCGCCCGUCAUUCGUUCAGAUACCGCCUCCACACCUCAACAGCCUGAGAAAGGCGCUGCGUUGAUGAUGAUGGGAUUUCCAUCACGCGUCGUCGAGGACUCGCCCACAAUAUGUGCGUGCCACGGCAACCUCACACUAGGUGGCUACACAUGCUCGAGGUGCAGUGCGAAGGUAUGCUCACUACCUGUGACAUGUCCUAGUUGUCAACUCACACUGCUUCUCUCAACACAUCUGGCGCGAAGUUACCACCACCUCUUCCCGCUACGAAACUGGGCUACUGUGUCAUGGCAGCGAGCGCGCGAAAAGAACUCGAGAGAUUGCGUAGGCUGCCUAACCACUUUCCCCGAGAUACCAUCCAAGCAGGAACUAGCCACGAGAGCACUCAAGAAGGAGAGGCAGUCCACAACAGGGAGCAUGCUCAACGGACACUUGGAGAGGGGGAACCAGGCAGAAGAUGACGAGAACGGUGAGCAGAAGGCUAGUGAGAGCGCGAGAUACGAGUGUCGAUCGUGUGAAAGCCAUUUCUGUAUCGACUGUGAUAUGUUCUGCCAUAUGGUGCUGCACAAUUGCCCGGGGUGUCUGAGUAGACUGGACCCAGGGGCAAUCGCUGAUGCAGGGGCUCAGAAUGGAGAUGUGACCAUGACUGGGUGAUUGAGGUAGAGUCAAU